AUGACAGCACACAUGUCACCAAUGAUUGUGUUGGGAUGCCUUUUCCUCGUGCUUGUCGUGGCAUGUCCGUCAGCAUCAGCAACAUCAGUACUGGCGCGAGUGGAAGAGGAGGAAAGUAGACACCGUGCGGAAGGUCUCUCACCAGCAGUGUGGCGACCCGCUGUCAAAGCAAUUUUUAAGAAGGCUGCGAAAAAGGUGGUACCUGCUGCAAAAGCUUUUGCUAAGAAGGCUGCCAAAGCAGUGAAAGAGUUUGCCGUCUACGAGGCUGCGAAAGAGGCCUACGAUCGUGGGUCGAAGUGGAUCAAACGACACUGGAAAAACUAA
Messenger RNA from Hydatigera taeniaeformis, 324 nucleotides. Lineage: Eukaryota; Metazoa; Platyhelminthes; Cestoda; Cyclophyllidea; Taeniidae. The record is from the annotation of a GenBank genome assembly.